Closterium sp. NIES-65 is the source of this 5595-nucleotide messenger RNA. NCBI's taxonomy places the organism in Eukaryota, Viridiplantae, Streptophyta, Zygnematophyceae, Desmidiales, Closteriaceae. The record is from the annotation of a GenBank genome assembly.
AUGGUGAACGAGUUGGAUGAGCUGCCCGAGUUCAUGCCGGGCAGGCUGGAAGAAAUCUACGCGUGGCUGGCCGUGUGCGACGCCACUAGUGCAGCGGACAAGCCGUCAUUUCUCCCGCGCAUGCGGGUGGCGGAGCAGGGGGCGGAGAGGGCGCUGGGGGUGGUGGCGCAGGCGAACGCGGCGUGGCAGCUGUUCCUGCACGCGCACGUGCAACCCGACCCCUGGCUCCCCGAGUUUGACGUCUUCGCCACCAACAUACUGCAGGCAUGCUGGCGAAAGUACACAGACGACCACAGCCGUACGAUCCUUCCCAUAUCGUCCGACGGCUGUCCGAUCGACACCAGCAGCACCGUAGCUGCAGCAGAGAGAGAAGCUAGGGGCAUCGUGGUUGAGUGGCAGAAGGAAAGGGAGAAGGAAAAGGGGGAAAGAGGCAGGAGGGAACGCGGGAAGGAGAAGGGGAAAGAGAAGAAGAAGAGUAGGGGAAAGAGCAGGGAGAAGGAAAGAGAGGAGAAAUUGAAGGCGAGGGAAGAGAGAGCAGAGAGAGGGAGGGAAGAGAGAGGGGGGGACGAGGGAGGAAGGGAAGAGAGAGGAGGGGGUGGGUUCAGGAGGAGAAGAAGCCUUUCCGGCCCAGAGAAUAACACAGGAGGAGGGAAGGGACGCAAUAUAUGGGGGGGCGGGGGAGGAGCAGGACGAUCCCCUGGAAAGCUCGGGUUUUUCCGGUCCCGCCUUCUCUCUCUUCCCCUCCUUGCGCCGUCAAGUGCUGAAGACCCUCCUCUUGCUGCUGCUGCUGCUGCUGCUGCUGCUGGGGGAGGUGAUGGUGGUGCUGCUGUUGCUGGUAGUGGUGGUGGUGCUGCUGGUGGUGGCAGUGGCAGCGGUGCUGGUUUGACAAUCACUGUCCCGUCGUUCCGAUCGCGGUCCCCUCUGCCCCCCUUAACGCCCAAGACGCCCCGAACCGGCUCUGGGUCAGCUCUCAAGUCACCCAAGCAACAAACCGCUUGUGGUGCUGCUGCUGCUGGUGCUGGUGCUGGUGUUGGUCGCGCCGAGAUGCUUUUUGAGGCGCCUCAGAGUUCGCCCAAGCAGCGAACCGCACGGCCUGCUGCUGUUGGUCGCACAGUCAGUCUGGGUGUCACUGGGUAUGCCAAUGGCGAUGGCACUGGGAAUGGUAAUGGUGAUUGGGCUAGCAGAAGAAGAAGAGAAUCAAGUGGGGAAUUCGCCCCUGUUUUGAAGACUUCUGAUAGAGUCACACCUGCUGCUGCGACUGCUGUGCCUGCUGUGGGUGGUGGUGGCGGUGGUGGUGGUGUGGCAAUGGCAUGGCACAGGGGUGUAAUUGGAGCUAACAACCCUGCACAGGCACGUUAUUCUUCCAACCAGGGGCAGAGUAGUUUUUACGGGCAGAAUUCGGGGCAGAAUUCGGGGCAAAAUUACGGGCAGAGCUAUGGGCACAGUGACGGGCAGUAUGGGUGGGAGUAUGGGCAGAGUCAGCAGAGCCACCACUGCAGCCGCAGCAGCGAAAGCGGCACAGGCAGCAGGGACGGCAGUUGUGAUGGCGGUGGUAGCAACAUCAACAUCUGUGUCAUCAGUGGCAGUGAAACGGGGGAGAAUGGAGCAUCUUCUAUCUGGCGAACAACUAGUGUCCCUGCUGCUGCUCCUACUGCCGCCGCCGCUGCUGCUGCUGCUGCUGCUGGUGCCGUUGGUGCUGCUGCUGCUGGUGCCAUUGGUGCUGCUAGUGCUGGUGGUGCUGGUGCUGGUGGUGCCGUUGGUGCUCCUGCUGGUGCUGGUGGGAGGACCGGGGUCGCAACCCUUAAUGAUGAUGCAGAGGUGGCCGUGUAUUGCAGCAAGAGUGCAGGAGGUGCAAGAGCAAGGGAAGGAAGGCUCACAAAUGCUCAGAUUCCUCGCCUGAAUGCCCUGGAGCGGCUUGGUGAGUAUGAGAGGCUUGAUAUUCAGGGAAAGCUUGGCACGGCCUUGAAUGACAGUGCAAGGGAGGAGUCUGUGCCUUCUGCUCUCUGGCGGACAAUUAGUGUUCCUGCUGCUGUUGCUGCUGCUGCUGCUGCUGCUUCUAGUAGAGGUGGUAACAAGGAGGAGCAAAAGCACGAGAGGCUUUUAGUCCCAGAUAGUCUUGAGGCAGCCCGCAGUAAGUGGGGUGGUCGAAGAUUGUCAAUGCAAGGAGCUGGCAUUGCUGCUGCCACAACAGCUUUUGGAGCCGCUACUGCUGGGUCGUCUACUAACGAGUCUGCUCUUAACGAGUCAACGGCUUAUGCGUCGCUUUUUCAUGAGCCGGUUGUUAGGGAGGGGUGGCAAGUGCCAGCUGGCGCCCAUCCAUUGGAGAAAAAACGGUUGGGGCAGCGGUGGGCUGAUUUUGGCUCUUGGGAAGGUGAGAGUAUUGCAACUGCUGCUGUUGCUGCAUCAAGCCAUACCACUACAGGCAACACCGGCACAAGCACCACCACUGGUGUGAGCAACAAAAGCAGCAGCAGCAGCAACACGCGGCUAGUGGCCGCUAACGCUGCUGCUCGGGUGAACCGAAGGUGGAACUCAGCUGCAGUGGAACGCCGGCCGUCUCGAGAACAAAGGGAGGGCGUUUCUGGUAGUACUGCUGCUGCUGCUGCAGCUGCCCCUGCGGCUGGUGGUGGUGGGGUUGGGGGUGGGGGAGGGGGUGCUGGUGCUGGUGGCGCUGCUGCUGCUGGGGGUGGGGGAGGGAGUGGUGCUGCAGCUGUCGUUGCAGGUCCUUCUGCGGCUUUUUUUCCGAGGGAUGUUUCUUUCGAAAGCAGCUUUUUGUUGCAGGGGAGCGAGAUGGCAUUUGGGUCGACUCAAAAGUCAUCUGCUGCUGUUUCACAGAGGGAUGAUGCUCCUUAUGAAAGCGCCAUCUUGUCACAGGGAAGCGUUUCUUCUUAUAGCAGUGGUGAGAGCGGCGGUGGCGAUGGGCAGAGGGGAAAACACUCAGACUGGCAGCAGCAGCAGCAGCAGCAGCAACAGCAGAGGCAUAUGCAACGGGGGCAGUGGCAGCAACAGCAUUCGGAAUGGCAGCAGGGAUUGUGGCAGCAGCAGCAAAAGCAGCAGGCGUUGGUGCAAUCUUUUGAGGCGCCUCAAAAGGCGUUGGAGCAAUCUCGACCACCUCUCUCCCCUCGAAGGGCCGUGAGUUCGAUUCAUGAGAGCAGAGACAGAAAACAGCAGCAGCACAGACAGGCAGAUGAGGUGAAUAAGACAGCUAAGAAUUCCCCCUCCCCUAAGUGGUCGGCCAGUUCGAUUCAUGAGAGCAGAGACAGAAGCAGGCAGCAGUACGGACAGGCUGAAGUGGCUUAUGAGUCGACUCAUAGACUUCCCUCCCCUAAGCGGUCGAUCAGUUCAAUUCAUGAGAGCAGAGACAGAAGCAGGCAGCAGUACGGACAGGCAGAGGAGGCUUCUGAGUUGCAUAGAAAGCUGUCCUCCCCCCGGAGAUCUGUGACUUCGCCUCAUGAGAGCAGAGACAGAAACCGGCAGCUGUAUGGACAGACAGAGGAGGCUUAUGAGUUGCAGCACAGGCAGUCAGAAGUGGCUUCUGAGUCGCGUAUUAGGCUGUCCUCCCCUAGGAGAUCUGUGACCUCGACUCACGAGAGCAGAGACAGAAACUGGCAGCAGUACGGACAAGCAGAGGUAGCUUUUGAGUCGACUCGGAAGGCUCCCUCUGUGUCGACUCGGAAGGCUCCUUCUCCCACGGCGUCUAGUAUGCGUUCUGUCAGCUCGAUUUAUGAAAGGGGAGACAGGAACUGGCAGCAGUACGGACAGGCAGAGCUGCAGGCAUGGCAGUGGCAGCACGCGGGAAUGCAGCAGCAUGAGGGGCAGCAGGAGGAGGUAAUGCAGCAGCAUGGGGGGCAGCAGGGUCAGGGUCAGCAAGAGCGGGCAAAACAGUACAAGCAGCUGCUGCUGAUGGGGCAGGGGGAGGGGAAGCAGCAGGGGCAGGGGCAGGGGCAGGGGUAUUUUGAGACGUCUCAAAACUCGAAUGGGGGGCAGCAAGGUCAGGGUCAGCAACAGUCGGCACAACAGCACAAGCAGCUGCUGCUGAUGGGGCAGGGGGAGGGGAAGCGGCAGGGGCAGGGGCGGGGAUAUGUACCUGAGGGGUUUUCUGCUGCAGUGGUGGCACAAAGAGAAAACCCCUCAAGUUUCUGCUCAGUUUCUGAGGCGCCUAUCCUUCCACCUCCUGUCUCUGCGUCUCCCUCUUUUUCUUCCUUUGUCUCCGUGAUUGCCUCUUCAUCUCUUGAGUCUGCUGCUGCGAUUGCCGCGCGAGCAGCAGCAGUUGUUGAUGCGCCAAUGGUUCCACCUCCUGUCUCCGCAUCUCCCUCCUUUUCAUCUUUUGUCUCCUCGUCUCCCGCUUUUUCUUCUGGUUCUGCUGCUGCAAUCGCCGCACGAGCAGCAGCAGUUGUUGAUGCGCCUAGGGUUCCCAAUCCCCCUUACAAUCGUCUCCCUCCCACGCCUGACCUCCAUCCCUCUUUCAAGUCGACUCGAGGCUCAUCUCACAGCAGUGGCCGGGAUCGUAGCAGAAAGCACCGCAAGUCCCUCAGCAUGACAUUCGACAGCAGCGGCCGUCCCGCCCCGAUCCACCCGAUCGACCCUCACACUUCCACUCCUGACAACAGCAAACCUUUCGACUCAGAGCGAAGCCAGUCGCGUGACACCUCUCGUGCUGCUCCUGUCGCAAGCAGAAAGCGCCGCAAGUCCUUUAGCAUGACAUUCGACAGCCGUGGCAGUGCCACUCCCACCGCAAACGACCCUCCCUCUCCCACGCCGGACUUGAAUCAGCCGGCAAAGUCGGUGCGAAGCUUGUCGCACAGCUGUCCCACGCCCCGUCGCACACACCGCAAGUCCCUGAGUAUGACACUUGACAGCCAGCCUUAUGAUAGCCAGCCUUAUGACAGCCAGCCUUAUGACUCAAAGCCAAGCCAAUCUCGUGACAGUCGCCAUGCCGCUCCCGUCGCAGGCAGAAGGCACCGCAAGUCACUGAGUAUGACAUUUGACAACCGCAGAGGCCUUUCCCCCGCAACUGAUACCCAAUCCCCCGCGUAUGACCUGCAUCCCGCUGUUGAUUCGACUCAAAUCUCGUCUCACCUCCGCGCUCCCGGUCCCACUAACCGCCGCCGCAACCUCCGCAAGUCCCUCAGUCUGUCAGCCCACAGCCAUGACAACACUCGCACCUCGAAUUACCCCGCCACUCCAUCCUCUAACAGCCGUGACAACACUCACACUCCAACUUCUGACGGGCGCCGAACGCCCUCCCGCGUGCGCUUCAAUGAUGAGGUGGACGUUCUGAUGUUCGCUGACGUGGCAGCCGCUGUUGCUGCCGCUGCUUCUGACCUGGCAACUGCUCCUCGUGACAUGGCAGUGGGCUCUAAUCAAUCUAGAAGCAAACAUGGGUACGCAGCACCAGGUUACUCUAUUGAGAGUGUGCUCGCAUGUGGUAGCGACUCAGAAGGAGGGGAAGGGGAGAUGGUAGAGGGGGAAAGGGAACUGAUCUCGAGUGUUUCUCUCCCUCCCCUCAGCUUCUCCCUGCUGCUGGCACAAGAGGAAACCAGCACUGCCGUCUCUUCACCCACCAGGUUUCCCCGCAGCAAGAGCCAGAACUAG